This is a messenger RNA of Hydra vulgaris (swiftwater hydra), 891 nucleotides long. Its product is annotated as E3 SUMO-protein ligase ZBED1-like. The record is from RefSeq and is a predicted model, not a curated record. Gene Ontology annotation, biological process: regulation of transcription by RNA polymerase II. Gene Ontology annotation, cellular component: nucleus. NCBI's taxonomy places the organism in Eukaryota, Metazoa, Cnidaria, Hydrozoa, Anthoathecata, Hydridae. Gene Ontology annotation, molecular function: DNA binding.
AUGGAAAAAGGUACUGAAAUUUUAAACGGACACUUUUAUUUUAAACCUCUUCAACAAGGAGUAGAUAGAACUAAAGCUAUUUGUAAACACUGCAAAGCGGAAUUUUCUUAUCAUCGGAGUACUUCAAGUUUGAAGUAUCACUUAAAUGCAAUGCACACCGUUGAUGCUAACAAAUCAUCCACCCAAACAAACAGUGGAGGAAACCUUCGGCAGACUACGUUAGAUGCAGCACGAGGGAGAACUACAGAGAAACAAAAGAAAGACAAGAUAACAAAUGCCAUUGCAAAGUGGGUAGCUACAAAUUGCAGGCUAACUAGUAUUGUGGAAGAUGUCGGUUUGAAGAAUGUUAUUCGGAUCGCAACGAAUGACUGCACGUAUGAGCCUCCGCCAAGACGCACCAUUGUAAGAAAAAUACAUGAACUGUAUGAAAACGAGAGGACUAUAAAGGCAACGGCAUUACAACGUGCACAAACUGUUGCCCUCACCGGAGACUACUGGACAUCGCUGGGUAACCAUAAUUAUCUCGGAGUAAAUGUGCAUUACAUUGAUGAACAAUGGAAACUACAUUCACAUGCUUUGACAGUAAUGAAGACACAAGAAAGACAUUUUGCUGAAACGUGCGCAGAACAUUUCAUUCAUGUUGCACAGCAGUGGGACAUUUUAAAUAAAGUCAGCACACUUAGCACAGAUUGUGCUAGAAAUAUUGUCGCUGCUGCAAGACAUCUGCCUUUUGAACGCGUCCCUUGUGUCGCUCACAGUCUUCAGCGUUCUGUCACAGUAUCUUUGUACAACAGCGCGUUUGACAAUGCCCUGGCUAAAUGCAGAAAGAUGGUGAUUCAUUUUAAACACAGUCCAGCAAGUGCUGCAGAAUUAGAAAAAAAAACAAAUUGA